Molecule: messenger RNA, 615 nt
Organism: Alternaria ethzedia
Lineage: Eukaryota; Fungi; Ascomycota; Dothideomycetes; Pleosporales; Pleosporaceae
Exons: 3
Coding region: 1-615 (204 amino acids)
Biological process (GO): proton motive force-driven ATP synthesis
Molecular function (GO): proton transmembrane transporter activity
Source: RefSeq, a predicted model, not a curated record
AUGUCUCUCGCUGCAUCACGUGCCGCCAUACGGCAAUCGACGUUUGCCGUCCGCCGCGCUGGCAUCCGCAAUGCCUCGACGACCGCCGAAGCCACCAACACUGUAAAGGAAACCGCGUCAAAGGCACAGUCAAAGGCAUCAGAGGGUCUCACCAAGGUCACAAGCUCGGCGAGCUCAGCCGCACAGAGUGCCGGUCAAGCCGCCAACAAUGCGACACAGCAGGCCACUGGACGGGUAGGAAGGAUGGUCAACUUCGUCAACGGACUGGUUCCCAAGGCUACCUACUACGGAAGGGUCGGACUCGAGCUCGGCAAGCUUAUUGCCCACCAACGAAGCAUGCAACCACCCUCCGUCCAGACGAUGCAGAACUACAUCCAGCCCGCAUUGAACGCUCUCCGCAACCCAACCUCGCUCUUCAACCGCGUAGCCAGCGAAGCCAACAGCGCCUCGCAGCAACCCGCCAACGUCCUUGCACAAGUCCGGAACAUCCCUCGCGAACAAUGGUACUCGAUGGGAGUAGUUGUCGCCGAGGUGAUUGGCUUCUUCUCUGUUGGCGAGAUCAUCGGCCGUUUCAAGCUUGUGGGCUACAGGACCAAGAAGGACGAGCACCACUGA